AUGGGUGUUCGCCUAGAAGAGGCACCAUUGAUUCUCCCAGCUGAUUCACCGCCGUCAAAUCUUCCUCUGCUUCCUUCGGUUUUCAUUGAUUCACCGCCGUUAGUCAUUGAUUUACCACCGUCAUCCCUUCCUUCGAAGGAGGAAACACCGAAAAGAAAGAACAACCAAAUCUCAUUCUCCGCCAAACUCAACAAAUUCACCUACAACUGUGAUGGCCACACCUUCAAUUACCUCGUCGAUAAUGGCUACACGUAUUGUGUUGUUGCGGAUGAAUCGGUUGGAAGACAAGUGCCUGUGGCUUUUCUGGAGCGUGUGAAGGAUGAUUCUGUUGCGAAAUAUGGCGGUGGGAAGGCUUCUACAGCUGCGCCUAACAGUCUUAAUAAGGAAUUUGGGCCGAAAUUGAAGGAACAUAUGCAGUACUGUGUUGAUCAUCCUGAGGAGGUGAGCAAGCUUGCUAAGGUGAAAGCUCAGGUUUCUGAAGUCAAAGGUGUCAUGAUGGAGAAUAUUGAAAAGUAUCUUUCAGUUCUUCUGAUACAGAGGCUUCAUACAUCCCCUUGCUCACCCACCCUAUCACCCACACCUCAUUUACUAUAA
Messenger RNA from Vicia faba (fava bean), 594 nucleotides. NCBI's taxonomy places the organism in Eukaryota, Viridiplantae, Streptophyta, Magnoliopsida, Fabales, Fabaceae. The record is from the annotation of a GenBank genome assembly.